Molecule: messenger RNA, 3773 nt
Organism: Branchiostoma belcheri (Belcher's lancelet)
Lineage: Eukaryota; Metazoa; Chordata; Leptocardii; Amphioxiformes; Branchiostomatidae
Product: NEDD4-binding protein 1-like
Exons: 10
Coding region: 258-3215 (985 amino acids)
Biological process (GO): negative regulation of proteasomal ubiquitin-dependent protein catabolic process; negative regulation of protein ubiquitination
Cellular component (GO): nucleus; PML body
Source: RefSeq, a predicted model, not a curated record
GCUCAAGUCCAAAACACACACCGUCGUCGACAGUGGGAGGAAGUCACGAGUUUCAGGUGUUUUUUAUGACUCAUAAUCCAAACGUAACGCAACAAAGGACCUUCUAACAGGGACAUGAAACCUUCUGGAACCUUACCACGUCACAAGGCUGCGAUGUUUGUCCUAUUGGGUGCGUCGUUUCGAUUCCUCAUCAUGCAACUUCCUUACAUGUCGACAUCGCGUCUUUAAGACGAUCGCCAGUGUUCUAAGCAGCACAGAUGGCGUCUUCGGAGAGCCACCAGGCCGAUGAGUUGACGAUCCCGAAGGAGAGUCUCCCGUUGUUGGAGCAAGCCUUGCCCAGAGUGCAGAGGACGCACGGAGUGAGGGUGAGCCUGUUGCCCACCACCCCCGAACUGUCCCAGCAGUGGGUCCGCCUGGAGGGGCCGGCCGCGGGGCGGAACAAGGCCAAGGAUUACAUCAAGGCCCUGUGCAGCCCUGAUGUGGGGAUGGACGUGAGCUACUCCCAGCCGCUGCACUGCAUCUGGGCUGGGGCAGGGGGUGCUUGGCACCGCGCCGUGGAGAACCUGUCGGGCGCCGCCGUCACGGUGACGGAGGUCGGGACGCUGCACGUCAGUGGGACGGAUCUGCAGGUGAUGAUGGCCAUCUCCACACUAGAGAACCUGCAGUCUGUCUACAGGGGCAGUGAGAAGGCAGCCGCCACCAGGGAGAGCCUGGACCAGGACCGCAGGUUCAGACGGCUGCUGCAGACCAUCGGUGACGGGUCGGCCUGUGAUGAACAGCUACAGGACCUGCCGUCUGCUGUGAAACAGCUGCUGAUGGAGUGGAUCGAGGAGGACGCGGGAGACACUUCCUUGUCACGAGAUCUGGAUCUGGACGAGGACGAGUCUUCAGAUGAUUCCUUCGAGCUCAUAGAAGAUGUAGUGCCGAUGAAAAGCAGUUCAAAGGAUCAACCAGAGACAGAUGCUGCUGACAAAGAUGAUGCAGCCCAUACAGGUAUCGCUUCUUUCACCAGUGGCACACGAGAGUCGGACACGAGAGAUGAUCAGACAAGCGACGUUCCCUCAGAAGCUGAUUCUUUCCUACUUUGUGCUACAUCAACGUUGUCUAGUUCAAGAGCUGAAGCUGCAGGCAGUUCCAGUCAUUGCAAGACUGCGUCUCGCCAUGACCAGAAAAAUACAGACAACGUCAGAUUCCUGAAAAACUUUGCUGCCCGCCUUCAGAUCUCUGAAGACUUGGUCGAUCGUGCCAUUUUGCACUUAGGCACGGAGGUGGACAUUAACACCCUGCUAGAUUACGUAGAGAGAAUUCAGACCAGUGAGCCAGAUCAAAAUGACGAUGAUGAUUCAAUGGAAAUAGCAGAUGACAAGCAGCAAAAGAGACAGGCCAGCAGUGAUGAUGACAUUGUUGAGAUUCCAGUUGGCAGCAGCAACAGGCCUGUGACGAAAACCAUUCCAGAAAGGCAAACUACGUCGCGAAACACGCCUAAAGUGAACAGAACGGAAAAUGCAGCAGACGUUUCCAUCAACAAGGGUUUUCGUUACGACAAGCCUCCCAACCAGGAAAACAUCAGAUUGUUGAAGAAGUUUGCAGAAGAUUUCGAGAUACCCGAGCACCUCGUGGAUCGCGCUAUCGCAGAUUUAGGGUCCGAAGUGGAUGUAAACACCAUGCUGGACCACAUCGCGACGAUAAAUUCUGGACAAGAUGUUGUCGUCAUGGAAACCGGAGACGACAAAGAGGAAACUACAGGCAGUGGUGAUGAUGAUGAUGUUACUGAAGUAGAGAACAGCAGAAGGACCACAGAAGAAAGCGGAGAAAAAAGUGAUGGCCUCAUUUCCUCGUGUAAGAUAUGUAGAGACCUCGGGUACACUGAUGAAGAAAUUGCAAUGGCAGUGAGUAGAGUUGGAGAAGAGGCAAGUCUGCCUGCGCUGCUACAGGAGGUCAGAAACAUCAACAGAGAAAAACAGAAAAAGGAGAGAGCGAAACCUGAGGAGUCAAACUAUAAAGCAGGAGAAACUGUUGUUUUGCCUCCGACAAGGAAAAUCUUUCCAGCCGGCAAUGCUGCUAAUAACAGGUCAGCGGAUGUGAUGUUGAGACCGCAGGCUCCACAGACCAUACCUACUGUGGGCUACGUUCCUCUGUUAGGACGUAACCCUUACCCAAACCAGGCGGUUGUCAGACCGGUACCUGUUAUCCUCCUGCCUACACCCCAACAGGCCAUGGUCCGACCCUACCACAGCCUGGCUGCUGAGGUUCAGGCCGCCCAAAACCGACAAUUUCAUCAUGCCAGGAACAGGACUCCUCCAAGUGCUAGUCAGAGCUCUGCUGCUGGAACUGGAAAUUCCUUUAAAGUUGGGAGCCCUCCUAAGAAGCAAAAUAAACAGUUCCAGGACCAGUCUGUUGUUCGGGAACAGGCAGUUGUACCUAACCUGGUGGAGAAAGUCCAGAAGAUGGGAGAGUAUAAGCUGGACCUGCCAGAUGGUCCAGGGGAUGACAGCCUACGGCCUGUGGUCAUCGAUGGCAGUAAUGUUGCUAUGAGCCAUGGUAAAAGGAACUUCUCCAGCCGUGGCAUUGCCCUCUGCGUGGAAUACUUCUGGAAGCGAGGCCACCGGGACAUCACGGUUUUCGUGCCCAACUUCCGGAAGGGCGCGUCCACGGAGUCGUACCUGCUGAUUGAGCUGGAGGAGAAGGGUCUGCUGUCCUUCACACCCUCCAGGAGGAUCAAGGGGAGGACUGUCGCCUCUUAUGAUGACAGGUACAUUGUACGGUUGGCAGCAGAGAAGGGAGGGGUGAUCGUGUCCAAUGACAAUUACAGGGACUUACUGGAUGAGUCCGAGGCUUGGAGGGACGUCAUAGAGAACAGGUUGUUGCUGUUCACGUUUGUUGGUGACCGUUUCAUGCCCCCCGAUGACCCCUUCGGCAGAAAUGGGCCAAGUCUAGAUGACCUGUUAAGAAAACAGUCACAAAAGCCACACAGGGGCCACAAUGUCCCACCACAGGGGCCCAAGGCUGGCUAUCCAGGUGUCGGGAAUGAACCCCUGCUGCCAGGUGCUGCAGCUGCAGCUGCUCCCAUCAGUCAGGCACAGGUGCAGCUGUUCCAGCAGCUCAUGCAGGUGUUCCCAGGUCAGGAGGAUAAGAUCCGGCGUGUCCUGCAGUCGAACCCGGAGAUGGCUGACCUGAACGCUGUGAGCGCCAUGGUGCUCGAUGUGGACUUAUGACCGCUCAAUCUUUUCCUGACCACGAGGAAAGUUUCUGUAGCUGAAGGAAGCACGCCAGCAAAAUCCAGAACGUAAAGUGCAUGUUCAUCCUAUUUUUAGACAUGACACUGUCACGGUUAAUGUUCUCUGUUAAACAUGUGACAGUUCAUGAUUUUUAAGUCCGAUGUUUGUUAGUCAAUUUGUUACUAUGUGAAUGUUUUUCUUUUACUUUCCUAGACUGUACAGAAAAUAGAGCUAGUACGUAUACAGACCAUUCAGCCAGUUCAGUCACUUGUUGAAAAGUUGUGUAUUUUUUGCUAGCAUCAUCUGAUAGUUUUUUUCCAGAGAAAAGAGCACAGGCAGCAAAAAAUUGUGCUCAGAAUUUACUGAAAGCAGUUGUUCAUUGUUCAUGUAUGUAUAUGUUGGCUCUAUUUGCUACAGGCUGGUCUGGGAUUUAAGAAUUUUAUACGGUUAAGAAAAGUCUACAAAAGAUGUACAUGAUUAUGUAACUCUAUUCACAACAGACAUCUAGCAAUGUGAAUCUGACAUGUUAACAAUGUCUUUCUUGCUACUUCUUAG